Molecule: messenger RNA, 1746 nt
Organism: Tachysurus vachellii
Lineage: Eukaryota; Metazoa; Chordata; Actinopteri; Siluriformes; Bagridae
Gene: ccr9a
Product: chemokine (C-C motif) receptor 9a
Exons: 3
Coding region: 125-1222 (365 amino acids)
Biological process (GO): immune response; G protein-coupled receptor signaling pathway; chemotaxis
Cellular component (GO): membrane
Molecular function (GO): chemokine receptor activity
Source: RefSeq, a predicted model, not a curated record
UUCUGCAAAACACAGAGUGCUAGACAACAGACCUAAACGCAGCUGCAACCUUCUAACCUGUGAACUCUGGGACACCUCUGUACCUAUUUCUGAAAAGUUUCCAGAGAAACUUCAGAGAAUAAACAUGUUAAAUAUGACUGCCACUUUGGCUAGCUUUUUUUCGCCAGUCACUCCAACAGAAGAUUACGGCAGUGGUUCUGGGAAUGGGGAUUAUGACUUUGACAGCCCUUGCGAUAAGAGUUUUGUGCGACACUUCCGAAUGUUCUAUGAACCCCCUUUGUACUUGCUCAUCGUCAUCCUGGGCUUUAUUGGGAAUGGGCUGGUGCUCUGGAUCUACACACAAUUAAAGAACCGACUGAAGACCAUGACAGAUGUGUACCUGCUGAACCUUGCCUUAGCUGACCUGCUCUUCGUGUGUACGCUUCCCUUAUGGGCGGCCGAUGCAAUGAAGGGCUGGUCAUUUGGCACGGCUCUGUGUAAGGGCACAUCGGCGUUGUACAAGAUCAACUUCUUCAGCAGCAUGUUUCUGUUGACUUGCAUCAGUGUGGACAGGUACAUCUCAAUUGUGCAGAGCACCAAGGCACAGAACUCCAAGGAGCUGCGUUUGACCUGCAGCAAAGUGGUGUGCGUGUUUGUCUGGGUCCUGGCCAUCAUAUUGUCCAUCCCUGAGUUUCUUUUUGCUCGAACCAAAGUGGACUUUGAGGGCAAUCAUUUUUGCACCAUGGUCUACUGGAACAAUGAAAACAACCGUACCAAGAUCCUGGUCCUGGCUCUUCAGAUCAGCAUGGGCUUUUGCAUUCCACUCCUAGUCAUGAUCUAUUGCUACUCUGUCAUCAUUAGAACAUUGCUCAAGGCCAAGAACUUUGAGAAGCACAAAGCUCUGCGUGUCAUCCUGGCAGUUGUGACUGUGUUUAUCUUCUCUCAGCUGCCAUACAAUAGCUUGCUGGUGGUGGAGGCGGCACAGGCAGCAAACACCACCAUCACAGACUGCACCGAGGCCCAGCGCUUUGACAUCGCCGCGCAGGUCAUGAAGAGUGUGGCAUACAUGCACAGCUGCCUCAACCCAUUCCUUUAUGCCUUCAUUGGGGUGCGCUUCCGAAAAGACCUGAAAAAGCUUUACAGAAAGUAUGGAUGCACAACAUCCAAAUCCGGCAAACAUGGAGGUUCACUUCGACCUUCUGUCAUGUCUGAUUCAGAAAGCACCAUGGCUUUCUCGUUGUAAACUCAGCCUUUGGACAGUAUUAGCAUGAGUUCAGGAAUGAGUUCUCAAAAGCUUACCAGAAAGUUCAUGAAUCUGUGAAUGCAAAGAGACAGAUUGCUUCUGAGGAAAAAAGGUGCCUCAAGACUGAAUGCAGGAUCCUUUUCUUCUCUGCCAAAUACUGAGGCCAGUGAAAAGAAGCAGUGUAUCUGUAGAAGCUUGUUAAUGAGGGAUAAUUACACAGAAUGUGCAGAGUGAUUACAUUAUUUUCUGUCAUAUGUUGUAUUAAAGAAGGCUUGAGUACCUUCAAAGCUAUGUAAAUAACAUCUAGGUGAAAUGUACAACUGAUUUAUUUGUCUGACUUUCAGGACUCAAGGUGUCUCAACUUUUAUUGCUGCAAGAUCUGUAUUCCAAAAUUCUGUAUUUCCUUUUUUUUUAAUCCUCACAGUCUUACCUGGAAAUCACUGUAAUGCAAAACUGAGCCAAUGUGUAUAUAUGUUUGAAGUCACUUUUUUUUAUACCAAGAAUUAAAUUUCAGUUUUAACUAA